AAUCGGCCGGCUGCCCUGGAAGCCAAUCGGAGACCAGAUUGAGAAAGGGGCAGGACCAGGCUUUUCGUAACUAAGGCAGCCCCGCAGCCGCCGCUGUCACCGCGGCUUCUGCCUCUGCCUGGCUGGGAAGAUGACGGUGGGGAGGCCUGCGGGAGCCCCCGGCGACGCGGCGCGGAGCCGUCAGGUGUUUCCCCCCAGGUCCUCCUCGGACACAGAGGCCGAAGAGGAGCUCCCUGGGCACAGGCUGGCUUGGCCCAGGGCUGGCAGGCUCGCCGAGUUCCUCAGCCCAGAGCAGGAGACGGAUUCGGCCUCGGCCUCUGCCUCGGAUGAGAACUUGCAGGUGCUGGCGCAGAAGGGCGGGUGGGGCCUGCUGGAGUCUCUCUUUCAGUCGGAGGCAGACAGCGACGAUGACGAGGACCUGGAGCGCUUCUUCCAAGAGGGCAGGGGGAAACCACAGGUGGCGCAGCGCCCACCUGCCAGGCGUGGCUCCGCGAGGCGCUGCAGCUCCCUGGGCAGCCUCCCCUCGCACCGCGCCGGGGCUCCGCUCCCGCCGCCCUCGGGCUCCACACCUCCGUCCCAGCGCAGAAGCGUCAGCUCCUGGGCCGCCUCCAUCACCGUCCCCCGGCCCUUCCGCAUGACGCUGCGCGAGGCCCGGAAGAAGGCGCAGUGGCGGGCCUCGCCCGCCUCUUUUGAGCAGGAGAGGCAGCGGGCCCAGCGGCAGGGCCAGGAGGAAGCCGAGUGCCACCGGCAGUUCCGGGCGCAGCCUGUGCCCGCGCACGUCUACCUGCCCCUCUACCAGGAGAUGGUGGCGCGCAGCGAGGCCCGCAGGCAGGCGGGGAUCCGGAAGAGGAAGGAGCUGCUCCUGGCGUCUCUGAAGCCCUUCAGCUUCCUGGAGAAGGAGCAGCAGCGACAGGAGGCCGCUCGGCAGAGAGACUUGGCUGCCACAGCCAAGGCCACGGGCCCCCAGCAGAAGGCCGCCAGACGGAUCCCCAAGGCCGUUCUGGAGCCAGCCCUUGGGGACAAACUCCAGGAAGCUGAGCUGCUCAGGAAAAUUCGCAUCCAGAUGCGAGCCCUGGACACGCUCCGCAUGGCCUCCUCCCCAGUCCAGGCCACCGGCAGCCAGGCUGCCCCACGGCGCCGGACAGCCAGCCGCACCCAGGAAGCAAAGCUGGGGUUUCUGCAGACGGACUUCGAAUUCCAGCCUCGGGUGAACCCGGCGGUGCCCGACUACGAGGGCCUGUACAGGGCCUUCCAGAGGAGAGCUGCCAGAGGGCGGCAAAGCCGGGAGGCCACUCGCAGCAAGCCCUUCCUGCUGAGGACUGCCAACCUGCGUCACACCCAGCGGCCCUGCGCCACCGCCACCACCACCGCCGCCGGGACAAGGGACUGCCCCCCGCCGCCGGCUGCGCCGCUACUGAGGAGUCGCUCUCUGGGCGGCCUCGCCUCGCUCUCUGCCAACACCCUCCCGGUGCACAUCACCGAUGCCACCAGGCAGAGGGAAGCUGCGGUCAGAAGUUCACUUGAAAAAAAGGACAAAGCAGAUGAGAGUAUUCAGUGGCUGGAGAUGCACAAAAAGAAGUGGCAAGCAAUGUCUAAAUCUGUGACCUUGCGUGCAAAAGCCAUGGAUCCCCAUAAAAGCCUGGAAGAGGUGUUAAAAGCAAAGCUGAAAGAGAACCGGAAUAAUGACCGUAAAAGAGCAAAAGAAUAUAAGAAAGAAUUGGAAGAAAUGAAGAGGAGAAUACAAACAAGGCCCUACCUCUCUGAACAAGUCACCAAGAACCUUGCCGUGAAAGCAGCAGAACAACGGUAUCGAGACACCCUGAGCCAGGCUGGGCUGGAGGAGGACUUUGUGCGGGACAAGGGUCAAGACAGCAGCACUGCCCAGGGGGAGGAGGAGGAUUCGCCCAGCACCUGUGAAAUUCUAAAACUCAGCAUUAGAGACCCACAGCAGGCUUCUGAAGAAUCUCCAGGAUGGGCCACAAAUCCCAAGAAAGGACUAGAGGAACUAAAUUACAAAUCGCCAGACAACCUCAAAUCACUUGCUUAAUCAGUACACUUAAAAUUGUACUUUUGAGCACUGGGACCACUUUGUUCCAGGGUGUUAUUUUCCUGAUAAAUCUUCAUGUUACAGUGAAGCAGAAAACCGUAGGAAUAGGUAUCACUCAUUAAGGAAUGUGUAUAAAGGAACUUCAAUGCUGAUAGCUUGCUGUGACAGAACAGUCCCCCAACUCACAAGAUCCCAACACCCAGGCUCCUUUCAAGCUGGGCCCAAGCUUAGCUUAAAGGAAGGAUGCUCUAUCGCUUCUCGGCCUUUUGGCUAAGAUCAAGUGUAGGAAGGGUGCUCUUGUCAAAAGCUAAAGAAAUCAAAGUGGAGAAUUUUUCAGAUCCUCUAAACUAGGUUCUUUAUCAUUCUCCACGUAAGUCACCACAGAAACAAAGUAAGGACAAGAGACAGCUUUACCUCCUGUGGGUUUACUGCCGUCAAGACAGAAACCUCGUAAGACUGCCUCCCUGACUGCAUGGUCACCAAGUGAUGUGUCACAUCAGGCACUGAAGUCAGGGCACGUGGAGAUCCUUCGGCAAGCACCUCUAUGGAACAGCAGAAAAACGUCUGAACGGAAAGUGAAUCCACAGAUAUACCUACCUGCACCAUCAAGCCUCUCAUUAGGAACUUAACAAACCUCCCCCAAAGAUGGAUUCCCACAUUCCCCUAUUUCUCCCAAGUUAAUUCCUCUUAUCAGAUUACCAUCAGUAAAUUUCAGAAGUACUACCUAAGGAUGGGAAGAAAAGGCAAGAAACGUUGAUAUGGGAGUUGAGCCCUUUUCAAUGGAUCAGUUUAGAGUGCGUCAGCUUUGUUACCAGGAUUAAAACCGUGUAUGAAACAGGGUAAAGGCUGCUUAUGGCAGACAUCGGGGGACCAGAGCCAGCCCCUGAAGCAGUCACCAAUAAUACCAACAAUGCAAUAACUGCUGGUCAGUGUCCCUUCCUCUCCUGGGACUUUUUUCAAGGCUGGCAAACCAGCUCCACACAAUUUCUGUGCCUCAUGUUUGGUUAUUCACUAAUAUUUGUGGAACAGAAGAGGUAAUAGUCAAUAGCACACUGACACACACUUACACCCAAAACUGACUGAGUAGGAGAUGAGUAACAAACACAGGUUCUCACCCUUAGUAACUGCUCAUCACUGGGGUCACCAUGAGAGUCUUCUGGAAAUAGCCCACAGAGAAAUGACGUGGCCCUCAAACCACUCAGAAGUUUCUUCUAGGAGCUUCUGGUUUCAUCUGCUCUUUCACACUGUGCAUAUGACUUAAUGUUUGCUGAUGUGCUAUACUCACUGUUGUUUCCUAUAUAUUUCUAAGUUUUGACUUCUCAACUGGAUUUUAAGAUACUUUUUUGCCUUUCCCAUGGUGCCAGGCACACAAUAGGCACUGAAUAAAUGCAUGCUGACCUCACCUGUUAAGUUUGUCAGAGAAGAGGGCCUGGCCUGUGUAACUUGGGUGAAAUUUCUAUACCAGAGAGGAGCCAACUGCUUGCUAGAGAGCCCUUUCUUUCUCCAGAGGAUCUGGCUUUUGAAGGUAUGGAGAAACUGCUUUAUAUCUCCUCAGUAAAACCUGGUUAUGUUCUGUUUAAAUGUUUUAAAAGUUAAGUUCUUCCAUAACUGCAACAGGAAAGACAGAAAUAGUUGGGCUAUGAUGCUGGAAGGAUUACAGAUGUUUUUCCCUUUCAAAAUUUUUUUCUGUUUAUUCUUUUGCUACAUCAUCUUCAAUGAAUUUUUUAAUGUUUAGAUUCACUGAUCCACCCCAUAGAACAAGAAUACAAAUACUACUCAGUCAUCCCACAGCUACUAGCAUAAAAUGAGAUGCAAUAGAACCUUCAUUCUGAAACACCACUUUCUUAGCCCCUAACUGCAGCCCAUCUUCCCCAAAUAAAGGAGAGCUGUAAGUCUUACCAUCAUCAACUCCCAGGAUAGAAUUGGUAUUUGGUAGGUUCAAGGACUCUCCACCAAGGCUGGGCUGGGAAUUCAUAGACACCAGGUUUUUACUGGGAACUGAAGCCUCUUCAAGCAAACUACUGCCCAUGAGUGGCUCAGCUGCACAGAGAACAGGAUGUGAGAGAAUACAGCAGUCAAGGCUGGGCCUGGUCCUCCUCUUCCUACACAAGAAGCUGGCCUGCUCUUUAGAACUGGAAGUUAACCUGUAUCUGGGAUGCCUUCUCCUUUCAGGAAAUGAGAAUGAA
Molecule: messenger RNA, 4233 nt
Organism: Oryctolagus cuniculus (rabbit)
Lineage: Eukaryota; Metazoa; Chordata; Mammalia; Lagomorpha; Leporidae
Gene: FAM161B
Product: FAM161 centrosomal protein B
Biological process (GO): cilium organization
Cellular component (GO): cilium
Source: RefSeq, a predicted model, not a curated record